Messenger RNA from Tribolium castaneum (red flour beetle), 3656 nucleotides. It is a transcript of the gene Ret, whose product is annotated as Ret oncogene. The coding region runs from base 92 to 3442 and encodes 1116 amino acids. The record is from RefSeq and is a predicted model, not a curated record. The transcript is spliced from 12 exons. Gene Ontology annotation, biological process: homophilic cell-cell adhesion; multicellular organism development; cell surface receptor protein tyrosine kinase signaling pathway. Gene Ontology annotation, molecular function: transmembrane receptor protein tyrosine kinase activity; ATP binding; calcium ion binding. NCBI's taxonomy places the organism in Eukaryota, Metazoa, Arthropoda, Insecta, Coleoptera, Tenebrionidae. Gene Ontology annotation, cellular component: plasma membrane; signaling receptor complex; axon.
UCGGCGUUGCGACGCUCACUUCGCCGUCGUGCGUCGGAACGUCCAACAGCCGGUGAUUUUUGGCGCGAAAGUGCGACUUUUCAGUGCGACAAUGUUACUAAUACUUUCCACUUUUUUGGCGUUCGCGGACGCGGUCUAUUUCAGCGUGAGCGAUAUCAACAUCACCAUCCCCAUUGACAAGGGCAAGUUCCCCUUGAACAAGCAGCCCUUGGCCAGUUUCCUCGCCCAGGGCGCCCCUCCGCUCAACUACACCAUCAGCAAUAACCUCCUCAGAAUCAGCCCGAGCGGCGAUGUCUUCUUCAGCCCCGAUUUCCUCAAAUCGGACAUCACAAACGUGGAUGCGAUCUCGGCCCGCAUCUCAGUGCGAGAUAACUCGAAUAAGGAAGCUACAAGUUACUUAAACUUGGAGUUUGUCUUAUUGGAGUCGCUCGAUUGCGAUCUGAUCGUCGAAGAGUUGUGUUUUUGGAAGACAGUUCGGUACAAUUUCAGCGAAAAUGCAAAACCGGCCCGAAUCGGGUCACUGGCUUCGCCGUUUUUGGUGGAAAUGUGCGCAAGUUGUGAAAUUAACUACGACCUACUCAGCAAAAACAAGGAGUUUAGGGUCGUUUCAUCGGGGGCUUUACACUCGAUUGAGUCGACGGAGGCUCUCGAUAGGGAGACGCAAUCGCUACACUUAUUGCAAGUUUCGUGCACCGUUGAAAAUUCCAAACACACACUUAGGAAUAUCAACCAGACGGUGGCUGUGGCGGUGGGAGACGUCGAUGAUAAUCCCCCGAAAGCGCAAGAGAGGAGCAUUAGAAUAAACAUGUCAUCCAAGCAUGUCCAUAAGGAUCAAGUCGUAGCACACAAAGAUUUAAUUUUCAGCGACAAAGAUUCGCCCGCUGUUAAUAAAUACAAGCCCGUGAUUUUAAACGAUACGCUGAAAAUCCUGAAAGCUCAGUGCAACAAGUUUUCCGAUGACCACUUGAAGCAGGAAGUCCAAACUGCUGUCCAUUGCAAAUUGAAAUUCACGAAAACCGUUCCUGUGAAAACAUCAACUUAUUCCGUCGUUUUACAAUUAAACGACUCCUCCCUUAUUCACGGGAAUGGGGCAGUUGGUAUGCCGAUUGAUUUGCAAUUCCUGGAUGAUUCGGGAUAUCAUCCCGCGUUGUAUAAAAGACAGCUGAGACCGGCAACGCUUUAUCCCAGCAACAGGAUUCAGAUUUUCAGGACUGCAGCCCCCUUAGCCCGCCUGACUCAGCCCCGCUACCUCCACGGCGCCUCAAACUUCACCCUUAAGCCCAUCCUCCCCAAACACUACGCCAUAUUCAACGUGACCUACAUCGAAGGAAUAAUUUUCGUCCACGAUUCGGAAAAUCUACGGAACGCAACUGAAUUCGUGAGACUGAACAUUUCCUGGACGCAAAACGAUUCUCGCAAAUCGGAUGAAAUCCAGGUCCAGAUCGUCGACGAGCCCACAAAGACUUGCAACGACGUGCGAAAAUUCAACGACUGGGAGCACUGCGCCCAGUACACCACCCCCGAGGAGUGCCUGAGCCCCAGAGCCUGCGCCCUGGCCACCGGGGGCUCCUCGAGCGUGGAGAAGCGGAAGCGGCCCCAGAGGUGCAUGUGGCGCGGGGAGAAAACCCCCUCCAACGAACCCACCACACUCUACGCCACGUGCACGCCCGACUUGGAGACAUGUCCUGACGAAAAGUGCGACGAGUUGGAGCAGUUGGAGAGCACGGUGUGUCCGCAAGACUGCGCCGAAGAGGUGCUGUUUCCAGCAGAGCGGAAUAAAAUGACCGGUCGUGGGAUUUUUCGCGGAAGUGGGGUCUGUUUUUGCAGCACUUUGCAGUGCCACUGCAACCCUCUGGAGUACGUCAAGUUGCCGAAACGGCGCAAGCCGACAAAACCCCCCGAAACCACCCCUUUCCUGGCCAACUCCAGCCGGCAUACCAGCAAUGCGACCAAGAUCAUGGGCAUCGAGCUGGCCAAGUGCGGCACCACGUGCAUUUUUGGGGUCAUCGGAGGUGCGCUGUUCCUGGGGGCCGCUGUGGCGUUGUUUGUUAUUUGCUGGAAGCUUGACAGCGUGCAUAAGGCCGUUAGGGACAAGUUCGGGGAGGAGAACCAGGACCUGGCGGCCCCUCUGUCCGAUUAUACGAUGCCCGAGCCCAUGCCGCUUAAUUUCGAAAUGACUACUUCGCUUGCUGAUACCGCAAUUUUGAACAUCAUCAACAAGUAUGCGCCUGACCCCAAGUGGGAAUUCCCCAGGAAUCGACUCAUUAUCGAGCAAACGCUCGGAGAGGGCGAGUUCGGGAAGGUGUUGCGGGCCAAGGCGCUCAACAUUUCAGGACAACCAGGUGAGACGACCGUCGCCGUGAAAACCCUGAAAGACGACGCGCGCGAAUCCGAGCUCAACGACUUACUCUCCGAAUACCAACUCCUUAAGGAAGUUUCGCACCCGAACGUAAUUCGGCUUCUGGGUGUUUGCACCGCUCCAGGUGGCCCAAUUUACCUGAUUAUAGAGUUUGCCGAACACGGAUCGCUCCGAAAUUAUUUGAGGAGGAGUAGACACCUCAAGUCGGAGUGUGGCCGCCUUCCCAGCUCCACAGUCGACGAAAAUGACGUCCACUACGACGAGCCGAACAUCUCCAAAGUGACACCGAAGGAAAUCCUGUCCUUUGCCUGGCAGAUAUGCAAGGGGAUGGCGUACUUAAGCGAGAUUAAACUGGUUCAUCGCGACCUGGCGGCGCGAAAUGUGCUCCUGGCGGCCGACCAGAUUUGCAAAAUUUCCGACUUUGGCCUGACUAGAGACAUUUACGAGGAUGAUGCCUAUUUCAAGAGGAGCAAAGGGAGAGUUCCCGUGAAGUGGAUGGCGCCGGAGUCGCUCUCCGACCACAUCUACACCAAUAAAUCGGACGUCUGGAGCUUCGGCAUCCUGGUGUGGGAGUUGGUGACUUUGGGCGCGACGCCUUAUCCCGGGAUCGCCGUCCAGAACCUCUUCCACUUGCUGCGCCAGGGCUACCGGAUGGAGCGUCCCGACAACUGUUCCCCAACCCUCUACAACAUCAUGCGGAGCUGCUGGCACAUCGACCCCGAACAGAGGCCCACUUUCCAGGAGCUGGCGGCGCUCUGGGAGAAGAUGCUGAGCGACGAGGUGCAGUAUCUGGAUUUGGCCAAUAAUGCCAUUCAUAACCGGAGUUAUUUCUGCGCUCCGUUCGACGAAAAGGCGGAGACGAAUCCGGUUAACUACUUAUCCAAGUCGCAGUCGUAUAUCAAGUGCGGAUCGGCGGAUAAGUUUCAGGAAAGUGCGGAUUUUCUCGCCGAGCCGGAUAACAAUCAGAAUGAUAUCAAUGCAAGAGGGUAUGAGACGCCCGUCAAGGUGCCCAAGAAGGUGCAAACGCCUACGAAUGACUGUCCGCAGUAUUACACUGAUAUGGCGUCGGGGUCGAGCACUUGAGGGCGUUUUGGAGCGGAACGGAAUCUUAUUAUCAAAUUUUGUAUUGUAGUAGGUAGGGUGGUAUUAGGAGAAGAGUUACUAAAAAAUAAUAAAACGACUAUUUUUAUGUACUUAACUAAGCAACAAUUAAAUAAAGGCAUUAUUACGACUGCUUGAUAUUACGUCAAUGUAUUAUUGUAUCGAAAUAUAAUUAAAAAUAAAUUGUUUAUUACGU